This is a messenger RNA of Acanthosepion pharaonis, 636 nucleotides long. The record is from the annotation of a GenBank genome assembly. NCBI's taxonomy places the organism in Eukaryota, Metazoa, Mollusca, Cephalopoda, Sepiida, Sepiidae.
AUGGCGAACGUCAAGGUCUUGUGCUUUGUUUUAACUGCGGGUAAACCUUUGACUUGUUCUCUUUUUCGUCACAUUGUGGUGCUGAACAGAGGAUCAAUGUGGAGUCCUAGAUAUUUAAAUCCAACUCUUUCCAAAGAAGAAUUAGCCCAAGAACUGGAUGAAAUAGAUGCAAGAAAAUAUCAACCAAUUAAGGCUGCUCAAAAUAAUCAGACCACAUCUAUAUUCUAUAAUCCUACAAUUGUAUCUAUAAAAUUUACAAACAUGAUUAUGAAGGAUGGAAAAAAGCAAGUAGCUGUCUCAAUUGUUGAUAAGAUGUUAGCAAACAUUAAGACUGUUCAGAUUUUAAAAUACCAUUCAGCCUCCGAUAUAGAAAGCUGGAAUUGUAUUAAAUCCUUUUACAAAGGUGGUGUGCGAUACAAUGUACCUAUUGCUUGUACUGAAUCGAAACAAACAUUUUUAGCUAUGAAAUGGAUUAUCAGCAGUUGUCGAGAUAAAGAACGUAGAAUUCCAGUUUCUGAAAAAUUGGCUACAGAAAUUUUGGCUGCCUAUAAAAAUGAAGGUCGCAGUAUUCACAAGAAGCAAGAUUUGCACAAACAAUGUGAAGCAAAUAAAGCCUUUGCUCAUUUUCGAUGGUAA